AUGGCGGAGCUUUCCCAAUAUGGGGGCACCGAUGCCCGAACUGUGGUUUUAUCAGCGGCUGGUGGUUCGGUGAUCUUGGGGACUGCCGGCGCCAGCACUGGUCUUGUGAGCGGCGGAUUGCUGGGAGCCGCCUGCGGUGUCAUUCCUGCGCUUUUUACAUUUGGGCUGUCGAUUCCCGCGGGUGCUGUUCUGGGCAGCGGACUUGGAGCUUGCACAGGCUGCGUCCUGGGAAGUGGAGCCGGCUUCUUGAGUGGUGGCGCAGUAGGAUACAUGGUGGUACGACGAGGCAGACAUGGUAAGCUUGAGCCGAAGGAGGAAUGGUCUGGGCAGGUCCUGCUCGAGAUAGUGCCGAAGGCACAACAGUGCAUCUCCGAGUUCGGAGCUUCCCUGAAGAAAGGAGUCGCAGAUACACUCGCCGACUUGCUCACUCCCGCCCUGGAAAAGGGUCUGCCACCCGCCUUGGCCAACACUUUUGCAGAUGAACGAGCGGUAGAGUCGGGUAUAGCACGGCGCCCACAAGCAGUGGCUGCAGGUUUGGACACCGACAGGCGGGACGGCUGCAUUGGGCAGAAGGCUGCAUACCAAAGCGUCAAGUCGGUUGUCAAUGCAACUGGUUACCUCAGUAAAGAUCCAGAUGCUCCAGCGGACCGCGUCCUGGGAGUGGAAGUCUCAGAAAGCAAGCUGGCGCAAACAGGAGCUGAUGAGACGGAGGCUCGGGGUAACGAGCUCCAUCUUCGCGUGCACCCGCUGCAGCUGCCUCCGGGUGGCUUCCACAAGAAGGGCAAGCCAGUCCCCGACCGCCACCCAGAGCGAUCUGUGGAGCUUCUCAUUGGUGCCAAGACACCCCCGGGAAAAGCUGCUGCAGCUAUGGCUGGUGCCCUGAGACCCAUGGGAGGAGGUCAUGGCAAGUAUCCUCUCGUCAGAGGCAUUGGUGCCGCAGCAAUUCACCGCGCGCUUGUCUCAGCCUAUCUCGCCCAGAAGUAUUUGGACACCGAUGACCGGGAAGUCCGAUUUCUCGUCGUCCCAAGCUUCCAGCAAGAGCCAUCCACCGAGACUGAAUCCGGCUACCAAAGCCAGCUUAUUCUUAGGCUUGUGCGAUGGCAAGCAAGCAGCUAA
Molecule: messenger RNA, 1116 nt
Organism: Symbiodinium pilosum
Lineage: Eukaryota; Dinophyceae; Suessiales; Symbiodiniaceae
Source: the annotation of a GenBank genome assembly